Paramecium sonneborni is the source of this 1802-nucleotide messenger RNA. Lineage: Eukaryota; Ciliophora; Oligohymenophorea; Peniculida; Parameciidae. The record is from the annotation of a GenBank genome assembly.
AUUUAUAACAUAUAUAAAAAUGAUGGAGGAAGGAGAAAUUCCAAAUGGUGAUGGUUAAAGAAAUGGUAUAUUUGAAGAAGGUGAGCGUACUCCAGAAUGGGAUUAAGAGAGAUCACUUUCAAAGCAUAAGAAGGGAAAGAUGAAAAAGAAUAAGAAAAGAAGUAGAAGCAAAGAAAAGGAGAGAGAUAAGAAAAAUAAAAAAAAACACAAAAAAGAAUUAAAUAGAAAAGAGAGGAAGGACGAUAAAAAGAUAGUAGAUUAGCAAUAAAAAUAAAAGUAACUUUAAGAAGAAUAAAAGCAAGAAUAAAGUAUUGGAAAUUAAUAAUAAUAAUAAUAAUAAUAGGAAGUUUUUAUUACAAAGGAAGAUGAAGAGUAAAAUGCAUAAGAAUUAGAUAUUGAAGAUGAAGAAGCUAUAUAUUUAAGAAGAAAAUAGAUGAGAGAAGAAUUAUUUAAAAAAUUGGAACAAGAGAUAUAAGUUUCACCUGAGAAAGAAAAUGAUUAAGGAUUUACAUUUGAUUAGCCAUAAUAAUAGAUUGAUGAAAAUAAAUAGAGUUAUUUUCGUAUGCUUGAUUAAUAAAGGAAUCGUAAUUAAUAUAUUAAUUAUAUAGUAAAAAAUUAGGAAGAAUAAUAAUAAUAGUAAUAAUAAAAGACAGGAUAACCUUAAAAGAAAGUAAUUCUAGAUAUGUUUGAUGAAUUAGAUGAUGAACUAGAAAAUGAUGAUUUAAAUAUGAUGGUUAGACAUAAUACAAAUGCAUCAUAUGAGGCUGAUGACGAUAAAUAUUAUAGAAUAACAAUUGGAGAAAUGAUCAAAGAUUAUAAGAUAAUUAAUAAAUGUGGGAAGGGUGUUUUUGGAAAUGUUUGUAAAGCAAUUAAAGAUGGAUAAGAAUAUGCAAUUAAAUUUAUUAGAGCUGAAGAUAUUUAUAUCAGAUCAGGAGAAAGAGAAAGAUAAAUAUUGAAAUAAUUAAAUGAAGCGGAUCCAAAUAAUAAAAAACAUAUUUUAAGGUUAAUUGAAAGUUUUGAACAUAGAAAACAUUUAUGUUUAGUUUUCGAAUCAUUAGAUUUAAAUCUUAGAGAUGCUUUAAAAGUAUAUACAAAAGGUUAAGGAUUAGAUCUACCUGCUAUUAGAUCUUAUGCUAUGUAAUUAUUUGUUGCCCUAGCUCAUUUACGAAAAAAUAAAAUCAUACAUGCUGAUAUUAAACCAGAUAAUAUUUUAAUAUCAACUGAUACCAAAUUAUUAAAAUUAUGUGAUUUUGGUACUGCUUUUACUAUUGAUGAAGUAACAGUUGUAGAAUAUCUUGUAAGUAGAUAUUAUCGUGCUCCUGAAAUUAUUAUUGGUUAUCCUUAUGAUACAAAUAUUGAUGUUUGGGCUACUGCAUGCACAUUAUUUGAGUUAUUCACAGGAUAAUUCUUAUUCUCUGGGGAUAAUAAUAAUGAUAUGUUGAAAUUACAUUUGUAAACUAUGGGUAAAUUCUCAAUGAAAAUGUUAAGAAGAUCUGCUUUGACAUCUAAAUAUUUUGAUUAACAUCUUAAUUUUAAGAGUAGAGAAAUUGAUCCAAUUACCAAAUAGGUUAUUUUUAAGCCUGUUUUGUUGGGAGAAAAACCAAUCAGAACUAUAGGCACACUUUUAAAAAAUAAAGAAUAAACUUUAAAUGCUGAAGAUUAAAAAAUGCUUUUGUAAUUUAAAGAUUUAUUAGAAAAAUGUUUGUAAUUAGAUCCAAAAAAUAGAAUUACUCCUGAAGAUGCUCUUUAUCAUCCAUUUAUUAAUGUUGCAAUGGCAAAUUCUUAAACCAAAAAAGUAUGAC